Messenger RNA from Pygoscelis adeliae (Adelie penguin), 3210 nucleotides. RefSeq names its product A-kinase anchor protein 17B-like. The transcript has 4 exons. The coding region runs from base 94 to 1371 and encodes 425 amino acids. The record is from RefSeq and is a predicted model, not a curated record. NCBI's taxonomy places the organism in Eukaryota, Metazoa, Chordata, Aves, Sphenisciformes, Spheniscidae.
GAGAGGAGAGAAGAGAGGCAGAUAGAUGGAGAUGAGAAACAUCCCCAAAAGCAGCAGAAGGUACCAGCUGAAGAACAGCAGUGGCCAGAGAAUAUGCCUGAAUGGGAAGAAAGGAAAUCCCUGCUAGCUCAGAGAAGAGUGGAGUCUGUCAGACUGCUUACAGUGCUGUUAAACCGUGUGAAAGAUUUUGCACAGUUGGCAAGUCAAAAAGUGGAUCCUUCAUUGGGCAUAAGGAAGGACGAUUCCUUUUCUGAAACAGCAUUAAAAGACAUACAUCAGGAAUUGAUUAACUCCCAUUAUCAUACGCACAAAGAGUUGAAACAUAAGGAAGAGUUUAAGUGCCUGUUAACCCCAAAAGGUAGCAGCUUAUGUAGUGAGGAAGGAGAUGUGAGUAACUUCCGUGCAUCCACUUGUCAUAUAGUCAGGACGAUUUUAAAUGAUCCCGCUAUAGCCCCGAGUUCUGAUGGACUGCCUGGCAGAGAAGCAUACAACUCCUUUGGCUAUGGAUCUUUACUGAUUACAGUUACGCAGGACUGCAGGGUCAUCGAAUCUCUCGAUGGAAGGGACUACCCAACACUGAAUGUAGUUCACACGCAGACAGUGUCUGAUGAAGACGGUUGCAAAAAGCGGAAGGUUUAUGAGACUGAUGAAUUCAUCCAUUAUUUACUGAACUACUAUCAGACACCGCGCUAUGCACGUGUUUGCUUAGAGCCAAAACCCACUGUGAACAAGUCCUGGUGGAAGAGAGUGGUGUCUGGUGAUGAUAGCGAUUUUCACAUCAGCUUGAGUAACAAACAUGGUCAGCACUUCAGAGAAGUGAGUCCUGUACAAAACCUCAACAAGAGAAACUGUAGUAGCGAUGAUAAUUAUAGACUGGUGAUCACUGUUGGGGAACUUCAGUCGACAGACACAGUGUUAGAAAACAAGACCUGUGGGGGUAGGUUUGCAAAAAAGUCGCAAGUGCAGAGGAAUGACUCACUCACUGUUGAUAACUUACCACAUGCUGGACUGAAUCAUUCUUUGGAUUGCGCUGCUGUUACUCAUGAUAAGGAAUUCAAUAGCGAUGAAGAGACGGACAGUUGCGUGCAGCUGGAGUCGCUCAGAAAGAUACAAAGAAAAUGUAAGAAAAUGUUCCACAACAAAGUGAAACUCAAGACACUUCACACCACCAUGGCAGCACCAGAUGUUACCCCUCAUGAUGGCUCACCGCUUCAGGAGACCCUCCAGAGGACAGGAGAUGAGAGGAAAUUAAUGUUGAGAAGAGAGAUGGAUGCAGAUGUCAGAGGAUGCCCUCUAUUUCCUCUUGAGAUAAUUCAGACAAACCCCUGCUCAGAUACUUUCUGUGGAGCAGAGCCCAGAAGAGGAUGCUGAACAGCUACUAUAUAAUAGCUCUUAAGUUUUUAUACAGAAGUGGGAGAAGAAAGCCCUUUGACCAUUAAAAGGUAUAUGAAAUACUGGGGUUUUUUUGCUUAGGUAAUUCCUUCAGUUAGAAUAUCUAACUGGUGUAGCGAGCCACAAAACCAGAAUCUGUGUUUGCCUUUCGGAUAACAGAGGACCAAAACUUUCCCCAGGGCCAGACAAACUUUCAUGGACCAGUUGCUAAGAAUUUGAAAGGUUACAGAUUGAGAUCUCAAGAGUGUUAUAUUCUGAUUAAAUGCAGGGAACCAUGUAAAUAUCAAAGUUACAGUAUAUAGUAAUAAUGAGUCAUUGGGAAAAAAACAUAGCUGUGUAAAUCCUAGAGCAAGCACUUGAAGUGCCUCCUCGAUCAGAUUGUUAAAAUGAUGGGACUGGAAGGUGGGGGGGACAUUUAUACUCAAUUGUGGGAAGUAACAGAUUUCCAAAUAUGAAAAAAAUCCUAUCUUCUGUAAAACCCACACUGGAAAAAUGCUUGUUUUCUAUUUACAAUUCUAGGGGUGUUUCUGAAAACUUGCUGGUCUUUGGGAGGAUGGAUUUCACUGAACUUGUGCUAGACGUAGUGCUUCUAGGAAUCUGAAUGAUUGUCUAAGCGAAGCUCUGAAUGUUAGAUAGUGAAAGGGCAAUGCUUGUCAGCGUGCUGACAGUCCCCAUGUAUAGGUUGAAAAUUUGUUCACAAGACUUCAAAAUGUGCCCUUUUGAAGGCACAUGCAGUGAGAUAGCUAUUUAGUAUGAGUUUGCUUACAAAUAAUUUCCAGAGGAAUUGUCAAAUGUUGUCAGAUUUGUGCUGCAUGUAGGUAAAAAUGUGAAAACGCAGUCUAGGAGCUUGAUUUAUAUCCGCAUUUAUUCAGCUGGCUAUAUUUAGAAGACGGCCACAAUUGCUUUUGGACAAAGUCCCUUAGCGAGAUCUAGAGGACCAGUUCUAAGUUCAAUACACUGAUUCUUUCAGCUUUCAUUGUAGUAUGCUUUAUUUAUUACAUGUCAACAUACUAAGUUAAUGUGAUGAUGUUGCCUUCAUUACAUAGAAUCUUACCCAUGUUUGUAACUUCCGCUCUAAUAAAUAGUAAUUAAAAAAUAAUAAUUGUAAUUGUUCAUGGUAGAUAGGUUUCCCCCCAGUGUUCAAUACUGGCAAUUCCUACAGGCUUCUAAGCCAGGUUUUAUCAGUCUUCUCUGUUCAUGUGUUCAGAUGCUGAGUGCCUUUUCAGGGUCAUGAAUGACAAAUGGUUGCUACUCAAAGUACUGUUAAUCUAUUACUUUUAUCUAAAAAGAUCUUAUUUUCUUGACAUAAAUAUUUUCUGACUAUUUUGGAGAACGUUAAUGCCCCUCUUAAGUCUCCUUUUUAGUAUUUUAUACAAUUAUAAUGAAGAUCAACUAUUGUGUUCGUUGACCGUGUAAAAUGUUUCAGUUGCACUGAUAUGACAUACCAAGGGUGUUUUUUCUCUACGCAAUAUUUGCGGAUUAAAGAUGACAAAAUUUCCCCCUCUGUCAAAUCUAUACAGUUCUGUGCGCGUAAGUACCCAUUUCCCAUGAGACAGGCCUUUCGAUUACAGGUGAGGAAGCAUUUCUUUUUGUUAAUCUGGGGGAGCAGGAACUAAAGAUUUCCUUUGGUGUAAAUUUCCGGUGUUUUAUCAACAUGUUGUCACAAUAUUCAAUAACAAAUAAAUACACCAGUUCUGUAAUUGCUUCUUGCAUUCACCUACAUUGAUUGAAAUUGAUAAAGCAAAUUAUCUAUCUCCAAGUCCUUGCUCAUGUAAAACAUUGUUAGUAAAUAAAGUACCUGUGCACUUUAAAAUGUGA